CGAAAAGCAACUCGGACUCUUUGACAAAUUGCGAAGAUCUGCCAGCAUGGGGAAGCAAAGGAGACCGCUGUCCGCCACCACCACGAAAGCGAAAGAAUCCCUGCUGACUCCGAGUCGUAAGUGCAUCGCUCGUCAGCUCGAUUCUCUCAGCCGGCGGCUGGAGCUUUAUGCGGAUCAUGGCGCUGACGUCGUGAUGCCCCUGCUUCGCGAACUCACAACCCUCUUGCACUUCGAAGGGCUCGGGGGAGGGCGCUGCCGAAGGGUGAGGAGUCGGCUGGCGAAACGCGCGAAGGCUUUCCACCAAUACCUGUUCGCCAUUCUGCAUCUGGUCCGCGGGCAGGCAGGCAGGCAGGCAGCCAGAAGCAAGAAGGCGCGCCGCUUUGACUCUCUCUGGUGUCGUGUGUUUGCAUCUAUCUAUCUCUUUUGCAGAGCUACAGUCCCGCGUGCCGUGAGGCUGCCGCCGUGGCAAUCGCCAAGCUCGUCAAGCUCGGGUUGACCUUCGUCAUCAAGCCGCAGACAUACUAUCUGGGCGAGCACCUCCUAGCGGCUCUGGAGAGUAUCAUCCCUGACGCCCCUCACCUGACCGCCGCUGAUGAGGCCAUCUACAUCAUCUUACUCGAAGUCAUCGCCACGACGCGGGGCGGCAUUGCCCCGUCGUGCUGCUACCAGGUCAUCGGCGCAACCGCUGCGGACGGCACCGAAUACCGCGACGUCAUUCUCACGCAGCACAAGGCUUUGUUGCGCCGCGCCGAGAUCCUCCUGCAGAGCUGCGAUGACCUGAGGCAGCACAGCGUCCUCUUUCUUCUGUCCUUCUACAAGCCUCUCGCGCCGCCCUCCUGCUCCGUUGGCUGCUGGAUGCGUCUGAUGGGUGUGGCUGGAUGCCGGCUCUGCGUGUUUGUUUCACUGUGUGGACCUGGUGCUCUCUCUGUGCAGGUGUGGCCAUCGGUGUCAGCCUGCGGCAGCCGGCUCCACACGAGCUCGACGUGGCCGACUCGAUGCUCAGGACCGCUGACGUCAACAUCAGCGGCGCCAUCCGUGCAGGUGCGCGAAGUGAGGCCACACGCGGAUGUGGCCUGACUGACCUGCCCGCCAUCCAGUGUGUGUGUGUGUGUGUUGGUGUUGGUGUUGGUGUUGGUGUAUGUGUUUGGUCGACUGACUGUCAGGCCGCGAGGUGGAGGUGUUUGCUGCAAUCGAGGAGUACCUGGCCCCCUGUGUGGGCCCGCUGGUGAUGGUGCUCACGUGGAGCGGCGAUGUGGCGCUGAAGCGGCGCGCGAUGAGCCUUAUCGGCUGGAUCUUCUAUUUCACCUACAAGCCGUGCAUCGAGGGAUGCGCCCCUUCGUCCGUCCAGGCGGAGGUCGAUAAAGGUACGUCUGGAGAGGGAAAAGACGAGAGAUGUGUUCUGCUCACACUCUGUGAUGUGUGUGGUCGCUCAGUGUUGCGCCAGCCGGUCCGUGUGUUGUCGGCGGAUCCCUUGGCGCUCAAUACCAUGGCCAUGCUGCUGGGUGACACACACGCCGGCGGAGACGACGUCAUCUCCAACAUGCACGUGCCCCUGUACAUCGCCAAUCACCUGUCAGGUAGGUCCUCAACCCCCACACACACCCGACGCACAGGCAACCACAACCUUGGUGGCUCUGUGCGUUGUCGACCUUCAGAUCCGUCCCUCCACGAGGGCGCAGAAGGGCACUUGAAUGCCCUCAUCGAGGCUGGCUGGGUGCGUGCCAUCGUCGGGCUCAUCCGCGACGACCGGCUGCUGUCGAUCGAGGCCUUCGUCAAGUACACCCUGCCGGGCUGCAUUUACGCACUGCACAACAUGGCUCAGUGCGACGAACAGGUGGAUGGGGAAGUGGUGAGGCAGCAAGGGCAGGGCAUCCACCAGUGCUGCUGUGUUUGUGUCUGCAGGUGUUGUGUGAGACGUCCGGUGUGUCCGUCGUGGGUGCGGUAUGUGAGCUGCUCGUCAAGCACGCCCGCGGCGACAUCGACAUGAUCGAGGAGAGCGACAUGCAGAACCCUGAGUCGGUCAUCAAUGCCAUAUUGUGGCUCAUCAACGAAUUCGUGCCGUAAGGACAUACACACACCAAAGACGCACACAUUUCGACGCACGUGUGUGCGCGUGUGCGUGCAUUUUUGCAUAGGUACGGCGAGCGGCAGAUUGACCAGGGGAAGCUCAGUACCAACGUGCCUCGGGUUCUGGUCCUCCAGGUACGCUCCCGCACAACUGGACAUGCACUGAUAUCUCCCUGGACGCGUGACGCCUGUGUGUUCGUCUCUUAGCUGCCGUCGAUCAAGGAGCUCAUGACCAUGCCGCGUGGCCUGCAAAGGCUGCCCAGAGAGGUGAUAUACACAGCCGGCCACACAAGCAUGAUCGCGUAUUGCAGUCGGGACAGCAGUGUUGUGUGCUUGUGAGUGGAUGCAGGUGUUUCAGCAGCUGGAUUGGCUUUACGCUGCGUCCCGCGAGGAGCAGCACAUGCGGUGUCGAGCUGAGGAAAUCGCACAGGCAUUCGCCCUCUGGCCUGCUGCAGGCGAGUGAGCCAGUGACGUCGACCGUCGAUGGUGUGUCGGAGGGAAGAGGGCCGCAGCAGGCGAUUUACGUACGUACAUGUCUUCCGUAUACGUAUACAUUUGUAUAUUUGUAUAUUUGUGUGUACACAUCUCAGUAUGUAUAUGUACAUGUGUGUGUACGUUGACUCACUUCGUUUGUCGUUUUGGUGCCGGUCGGUGGUGAUCUGCGGAUGUGUACUUGACUUGUACGUGUGAAUGCGACAAUUUGCACUGAAAUUCGAAUCGUUACUUUGUCAACGAGACCUGGAGCACCGCACUGACUCCUAAAACAAGGAAAG
Molecule: messenger RNA, 2840 nt
Organism: Vitrella brassicaformis
Lineage: Eukaryota; Vitrellaceae
Source: the annotation of a GenBank genome assembly